This is a messenger RNA of Salvelinus fontinalis (brook trout), 9155 nucleotides long. Its product is annotated as integrin alpha-9-like. The coding region runs from base 308 to 3400 and encodes 1030 amino acids. The transcript is spliced from 28 exons. Gene Ontology annotation, molecular function: integrin binding. The record is from RefSeq and is a predicted model, not a curated record. NCBI's taxonomy places the organism in Eukaryota, Metazoa, Chordata, Actinopteri, Salmoniformes, Salmonidae. Gene Ontology annotation, cellular component: external side of plasma membrane; integrin complex. Gene Ontology annotation, biological process: cell-cell adhesion; cell adhesion mediated by integrin; integrin-mediated signaling pathway.
UCGGGCCCCGAACCCAUUUGCGUUUCACCAUGACCGCACUUAUCAUCGCCGCGAGCAACUACGAGCUGCAUUCUCCAGUUCGUCAGAUUCACAGUAUGGAGAGCAGCUGAUCAGACCGUUACUUUUCACCGGACCAUUAUUUUUAUUCUCGAGCACUACCCCAUUAAAUUUUCCAUGUUCGAAGUGCUAGACUUCAGAAACUAGUUGAACUGUUAGUUUUUGUAACUUUUUCUGUAGUAGCACUGAAACCUUCACAGGCUUUGUUUUGUUUUUAGAUACUUCUUCAAUAGUGUUGUUCCUCUCAAGGAUGCGCAAAAGGAUGGCCCAUUUUCAGAAUCAGAAGAGGAGCCUUUUGAAUGUGCUCUACGUGUAUUUGUCUGUUUCUGUAGUUCACUCCUACAACAUUGACUUAGAACAUCCUAUUGUGUUCCGUGGACCUGACUCGAGUUUCUUUGGAUAUUCUGUUCUGGAGCACUAUCAUGACAAUACGCGCUGGGUGCUGGUAGGGGCCCCAAAGGCCAACUCUUCCCACAGCAGCUCUGUUCACACCCCUGGAGCCGUGUUCAAGUGCCGUGUCCACAGCAACCCAGAGAGACACUGCACUGAGAUGGACCUAGGCAGAGGGAACAAGCCCAGGGAGUCUUGUGGGAAGACGUGCCAGGGAGACAGGGAUGAUGAGUGGAUGGGGGUCAGCCUCGCCCGGCAGGACAAAUCCAAUGGGAAAAUACUGGCCUGUGCCCACCGUUGGAAGAACGUCUACUAUGACUCUGAGCUCAUCCUUCCCCAUGGUUACUGUUCCAUCAUCCCUCCUACGCUACAGGGCCGGACCCAAGCCCUGAUCCCCUGCUAUGAAGACUAUAAGCAGAAGUAUGGGGAAGAGCACGGCUCGUGCCAAGCGGGGAUAGCGGGCGUUUUUACUGAGGAGCUGGUGGUGAUGGGAGCUCCAGGAUCAUACUACUGGACAGGAACAGUCAAGGUCUACAACCUGACCUCCAACACCUUCUACAACCCCAACAAAGAAGAAGUCGACUCACACAGAUACAGCUAUCUAGGCUAUGCUGUGACUGCUGGACACUUCUCCUCUCCUAACUUCAUAGAUGUGGCUGCAGGAGCUCCACAACACAGUGGAGGAGGAAAAGUUUACAUUUUCAGAAUAGAUGGUGGGUCUUUGGUGAAGAUCUUUCAAGCCUCAGGGAAAAUGAUGGGCUCUUACUUUGGCUCCUCAUUGUGUGCAGUUGACCUGAACCGGGACGGCCUGUCGGACCUGCUGGUUGGAGCGCCCAUGCAUAGCACGCUACGGGAUGAGGGACAGGUCUCUGUCUACCUCAGCAAGGGCAAUGGGGUGAUGGAGCAGGCUGAACUCUUAAAUGGAGAUGAUGCCUACAAUGCACACUUCGGAGAGUGCAUCACUGCAAUCGGAGACAUCGAUGAUGAUGGGUACCAAGAUGUGGCCAUAGGAGCACCCAAAGAGGAUGACUACGGUGGAGCAGUCUACAUUUACCAUGGCGAUGCCACAGGAAUUGUCAACAAAUAUUCUAUGAGGCUGUCUGGACGGAGUGUAAACCCCGCCUUCCAGAUGUUCGGCCAAUCAAUAUCUGGCAAUGUGGACAUGGACGACAAUGGAUAUCUAGAUAUUACCAUUGGUGCUUUUAUGGCUGAUAGUGUGGUGUUAUUGAGGUCCCGGCCGGUGAUCACUGUGGACGUGUCCAUCUACCUGCCUGUCUCCAUCAACAUCUCUGUGCCUCAGUGUCACGAGGGACCACAGCACCUCAACUGUUUCAACGCUACAGUCUGCCUGCUCUUCAGAGGAAAACACCUGCCUGGACAGAUAGAGUUGCUGUAUAACCUGACAGCUGAUGUGGAUAAGAGACAGAGGAGCCAGCCUUCUAGAGUGUACUUGGUUCAGAACGGAGCCCAGAUGAGCUCUGUGAGCAACGAACUCAGUCUGAACAUCAACACAGUGGAGUGCCAACAAUACACUGCAUACGUUAAGAAGGACGUGAAAGACGUGUUCACAGCCAUCACCUUUGAAGUGGCCUACACCCUGGGGAAGCAUGUGGUGGAUGGACAUCUUGACAAUGACCUGCCUGCUCUCACACCUGUACUGCGCUGGAAGAAAGGAGACAAGAUAGCAGCAAAGAAUGAGACAUGGUUCGAGAAGAACUGCCUGUCUGAUGACUGUGCUGCUGACCUGAGACUCCAUGGGAAACUGCUGCUUUCUGGGCUCCAUGUCCAUCCCCACCUUGCCCUAGGAGGAGUGAGGAACGUCUCUCUGAACGUGACCAUCUCCAACGCAGGGGACGAUGCCUACGACACCAACAUCUACUUCACCUUCUCCAGAGAGGUCUUCUAUAUCAACUACUGGCAGAGGGAAGAGAAGGGUAUUUCCUGUGGUCUUGUUGAUUUAGACUUCCUCAAAUGCAGCGUGGGAUUUCCCUUCAUGAGAGCACAGACUAAGUAUCAUCUUGCAGUGAUCUUCGACACAAGCCGGCUUUCAGGGGAAAAUGAGACAUUGCAGUUUGUAGUUCAUGCAAAAAGUGCCAACCCUGAACAUAAACUGUUGGACAACACCUUGGAUCUAUCUAUCCCGCUGGUUCAUGAGGUAGACACAACUAUCACUGGUGUGGUGAACCCAACGUCCUUUGAGUAUGGGAACUCCAUCGCUGCCUCUCGCUUCGUCCAGCUGGAGGACAUGGAGUGUAACUUCCAGCCACUCAACUUUACCUUUCAGGUGAUCAACAACGGCCCCAGCAGGCUCCCUGGCUCCAUAGUGGACAUCAGGAUCCCCAACCGGCUGGCUGGCAAUGGGGCCGACAUGUUCCUCAUCAUGGACUCACAGGUGGCGGAGGGGCGAGGGAACUGCACCCCCCACAGGAACCCCCAGCCCUGUACCAUCCCCCAGGACAGAGAGAAUAUCUUCCACACCAUCUUCGCCUUCUUCACCAAGUCUGGCCGCAGGGUCCUGGAUUGUGACCGGCCAGGGAGAGCAUGUUUAACCAUCUCAUGUACUCUGGGCUCCCAGACCAAAGAGGAUGCUAUCAGUAUAGAUGUGAAACUUCUACUAAACACAGAGAUACUGAAUCGGGACAGCUCGUCGCUGAUCCAGUUCGUGACAAGGGGUAACGUGAGAGUGGACGGGAGGGCCAUGGAGGUACCAGAGGGCCUAUCAGAAGACACUUCACUGGUGUUCGAGGCGCUCCACAGCCAGGAGCCAAGGGGCUAUGUUGUUGGUUGGAUCAUUGCCAUCAGCCUACUGGUGGGAAUACUCAUCUUCCUACUGCUGGCUGUGCUGCUCUGGAAGAUGGGUUUCUUCCGCCGGCGCUACCGGGAAAUCAUCGAGGCUGAGAAAAACAGGAAGGACAGUGACGAGAGCUGGGAUUGGGUGGAAAAGAACCACUGAGACAGAGAAGCCAAUGAGAGCGCAGGAAUUGGGGAUUGGGUCAAUGGAGGAUCCAAUGAGCUGGGGGCUUUCACCACAGCCAGCCAAUCAGGACUAAGGGCCCUUCAAUCUUCCAUAUGUGGAAGAGAAAAAAAUAUUCUCCGGAUUGUUCGGAGGGAGACUUGACAUUUUGGUGGGUGGGGGACUGGGGAUUGAGGAAACAAACGAACAGACAUCUGAGGUGAUGGUUGGUGUGGCUUGCUAGGGUCGUAUUCAUUAGGACCCUAAUUCAGUGCAACAGAAAAUGGAAAUUAGCAUUUCUUAAUUGACAAGCCCAAUGUUUGUUUUCUUCUGUUUGGUGCCAAAUGAAAACAACACUCACAAUAUAAUUUAAUUAGUCCCUAUGGAGCUUAUGGAGAUAACUUCCUGACAGUCAAAUCUAUGGAGGUAACUCCCUGCCAACAGAAAAGAACAGAAUGGAACUGUUAAAGAAGGGGCCUGUUCAGAAGGCUGUAACAUAGAUAGAAAUGUAUCGUGCAGAACAGAAAUGAUUGUCAUAUAUCCGAAUAGGGAAUUGCAUCAGCUCUAUUCAUUCUAUUUCUAUCUGCAACGUUCAGAGUGUUUCACCUCCCUGAAUUCACCCAAGGAGAUUGAUGUCCUGUGACAGGAAGUGGAAAUGACAGAUAUUAUCAGACAAGACCAUGAAAACCCUCAGGGCUCUGUUUUAAUAGUAGCAAAAAUUUAUUUUUAUACAUAUUAAAGCCAUAUUGUAUUAAAUUGGGGCUUCGAGAAAGGGUUGGUUGGGGUUUUUGAAGUCUAAUGUAAGCAUAUCUAUAUGUUUUUCUUUAAAGCACUGAUGUCCGAGUUGAUAAGAAGAGUUGAUGCUAUGUUUCCAAAGUUGAUCCUUUCGUUUUGAGGCCAAAGAUAAUCUAUAGUAUAGUAUAUGAGUAUAGUAUAUAAUUCUGUACUGUUUCCUGCUCACAAAUAUCUCUUGAAUAUCUCACACAUAUCCUUCUCCCUUAGAUAGCUAUAUGGGCAACCAGCCAAAGCAAGUCCUAUGGAAGCCCAUAGAAAUAUAACUAUUAGAGCGGACAUUCCCAUUCAAGUCAACAUUCUAUUUCUAUGUGUAGUCCUUCCCUUCACCAUAAACAGAGCUAUAUUUUUGGCACACAUCGAAGUUGUCAUUGUCAUGAAGAAAUGCUGAUAACCAAGCAAAAGAGUUCUAAUAAGUUUUUAAUUGAUUGUAUAUGUAACGCUUUUCCAGACCCUCAAAGCGCUUUAUAUAGUAAAGAGGAAACUCAUCUCAUCAACUACCAAGUAACCCAUGGUCCAGAUGCAGACAUCACCAACACCACUGUAGCUAGAGCAUUUCAUUUACAGUUAGAGCUCUAUUCAGUCUGUAUGACUGAAGCAUUACAGAUUGCGUGCUAGAAAUGUAAAGCCGGCAUGCCGUGGUUACCGUGAAUGCCGUGGUUACCGUGAAUGCCGUGGUUACCGUGAAUGCCGUGGUUACCGUGAAUGCCGUGGUUACCGUGAAUGCCGUGAUUACCGUGAAUGCCGUCUCCGCUAACGAGGAAACAUUGUCUUUACAUUUCAAUCACGCUGUAACGGGGAACUUCCGCGAUACAGAUUGAAUAGAGCCCUUAAUUUGGCACAUUUCACAAAGUGUGGUCUUUUCAAACUGAAAGUUUAAAAUGUGAGUAAGGCAGAAGAGACAGUGGAUGGAGGAGUGGAUAGAUGGCAUAAACAGAUAGACUCAUCAUUUUUAGCUCAAAGAAGCAUUCCACUUGUCGCCACUAAGUUAAUAAUCUCUCCAGUGUUGUGUGCCAGAGGAGUAGUCCAUCAAUUAGAUGAUAGUCUGGAAAAUUUCACAAAUCAUGGUAUUUAAAAAAACAAAAUUCAACUGUAUCCUCUCAUAUGAGUGGAAAGGUUUACAUUAUACCUUUAAAUUGACAUUAUACCUAUGUAACUACAUGGAAAGAACUGUAUAAACAACAUUGUAGUUACAGUAGUGAUAGAGUAUUGGCAUAGGGCUAUGCAUUAGAUGCAAAUUAGAACAUUUUGGUUUACAGUUAAAAUGUGUAAUUUAACCCGCAUCCCGCCAAUCUUUUGAAGCUACAAGAAAUGUUGUAAAGAAGAAGUGGAAUAUAGGCUACAUUCUUUGAGAAUCAAGUGUCAAAAGCUGUUUUGGCAAAGAGCUAUCGCUCAGAUAUCCACAUAAUCAAUCACAAGCAUAGCCUGUUUCAAAAAGUUUUUCAAUUUCAGUAAACGUGUUUUUAUGAUCCUCAAUGUAGGAUCAUAUGUUAGGCUAGAGCGAUACCAAACCUUAUAGGAUGUUUUACUCUACAUUGCCGGAAGAACACAGCGUAGAUCCAAACUGAAUUGUUCCGUUUCACUAUUGUUUCAUUACAUGUUUACCACAGUUUUACAAUAGUGAAGCUGAAUAAUUCCGUUUGAAAUCGAGGCUAGGAUGAAUAUCCGAGAUCAGAGUAAACUAUACCUACCUACAGUUGAAGUCGGAAGUUUACAUACACUUAGGUUGGAGUCAUUAAAACUUGUUUUUCAACCACUCCACAAAUUUCUUGUUAACAAACUAUAGUUUUAGCAAGUCGGUUAGGACAUCUACUUUGUGCAUGACACAAGUAGUUUUUCCAAUAAUUGUUUACAGACAGAUUAUUUCACUUAUAAUUCACUGUGUCAAUUCCAGUGGGUCAGAAGUUUACAUACACUAAGUUGACUGUGCCUUUAAAUAGCUUGGAAAAUUCCCGAAAAUGAUGUCAUGGCUUUAGAAGCUUCUGAUAGGCUGAUUGACAUCAUUUGAGUCAAUUGGAGGUGUACCUGUGGAUGUAUUUCAAGGCUUACCUUCAAACUCAGUGCCUCUUUGCUUGACAUCAUGGGAAAAUCAAAAGAAAUCAGCGAAGACCUCAGAAAAUAAUUGUAGACCUCCACAAGUCUGGCUCAUCUUUGGGAGCAAUUUCCAAACGCCUGAAGGUACCACGUUCAUCUGUACAAACAAUAGCACACAGUAUAAACACCAUGGGACCACGCAGCCAUCAUACCGCUCCAGGAAAGAGAUGCAUUCUGUCUUCUAGAGAUGAACGUACUUUGGUGCGAAAAGAGACUAUGGUUUGCAACUGCACAUGGGGACAAAGAUCAUACUUUUUGGAGAAAUGUCCUCUGGUCUGAUGAAACAAAAAUAUAACUGUUUGGCCAUAAUGACCAUUGUUAUGUUUGGAGGAAAAAGGGGGAUGCUUGCAAGCCGAAGAACACCAUCCCAACCGUGAAGCACGGGGGUGGUAGCAUCAUGGUGUGGGGAUGCUUUGCUGCAGGAGGGACUGGUGCACUUCACAAAAUAGAUGGCAUCAUGAGGAUGGAAAAUUAUGUGGAUAUAUUGAGGCAACAUCUCAAGACAACAGUCAGGAAGUUAAAGCUUGGUCGCAAAUGGGUCUUCCAAAUGGACAAUGACCAGGACAACAAAGUCAAGGUAUUGGAGUGGCCAUCACAAAGCCCUGACCUAUAGAAAAUGUUUGGGCAGAACUGAAAAAGCGUGUGCGAGCAAGGAGGCCAACAAACCUGACUCAGUUACACCAGCUCUGCAAGAAGGAAUGGGCCAAAAUUCACCCAACUUAUUGUGGGAAGCUUGUGGAAGGCUACCCGAAACGUUUGACGCAAGUUAAACAAUUUAAAGGAAAUGCUACCAAAUACACUCAAUUAGUAUGUGAACUUCUGACCCACUGGGAAUGUGAUGAAAUAAAUAAAUCAUUCUCUCUACUAUUAUUCUGACAUUUCACAUUCUUAAAAUGAAGUGGUGAUCCUAACUGACCUAAAACAGGAAUUUUUACUAGGAUUAAAUGUCAGGUGUAUGUAAACUUCCGACUUCAACUGUACCUACACCCAUUCCAUUAGUAGACACCCAGGGCAUUUAAUACCUACCUACACCCAUUAGUAGAUGCCCAGGGCAUUUAAUACCUACCUACACCCAUUAGUAGAGACCAAGGGUAUUGUAUACCUAGCUACACCCAUUUCUAGAGACCAAGGGUAUUGUAUACCUAGCUACACCCAUUACUAAAGGCCCCUUGCCAUGACAGAGAAACAGGGCUGAGUAAUACCCUUAAAAUAGCAAGGUUAGGGAAUAUGCUUCACUCUACUCCAUCACCAUGCAUAAACUACUAGCUAUUUAAGGCUUAUGAGAACAUCAGUUUCUCUUUCUCAAAUUGUGGAUCUGUGUUAUCUGAUAAAAUGAGUAAACCCAAUUUAAUCUAAAGCUUUCCUUACAUGGAAUGAUGUAAUUGACGAAUAAUGAGAUGUGUGUGGAUGUGAGAUGUUUUAAAAGCGCACACCUGUCAAUCUAAAAGAGUUGAAAAGUUUCUUAAUGUGCAAUCCCAAAUGUUGCAUGUGCUAGGCAGAGGCGCAACUUUGGUUUUAGAAGUGUGGGGGGGGGGGGGGGGCAAUAAUUUGUUUUAUUUUAUCCAGUUGGAUAAACACUCCAAACAGCCUACCCGUCCACUCGGAGGCGUCCACUCGGAGGCGUCCGCAUGGUCCUAAAGCACACCGUUGCCUUGUUUUGAAUCACGCUCCAAUUAUAAAACUGAGGGGACAAAAAUACAAUUUUCCCAGUGAAAGUUGCGCCCCUGGUGCUAGGUUUAAAAAUAUGUGACGAAUACACUGAGUGUACAAAACAUUAGGAACACCUUCCUAAUAUUGAGUUGCACCCCCUUCUGCCCUCAGAAAAGCCUCAAUUCGUAGGGGCAUGGCCUACAAGGUGUCGAAAGCGUUCCACACGGAUGCUGGCCCAUGUAGACCAUUCUUGAUACACACGGGAAACUGUUGAGCGUGAAAAACCCAGCAGUGUUGCAGUUCUUGACACAACCUGGUUCGCCUGGCACAUACUACCAUACCCUGUUCAAAGGCACUUAAAUAUUUUGUCUUGCCCAUUCACCCUCUGAAUGACAUACAUAUACAAUCCAUGUCUCAAUUGUCUCAAGGCUUAAAAGUCCUCCCCUUCAUCUACACUGAUUGAAGUGGAUUUAACAAGUGACAUCAAUAAGGGGUCAUAGCUUUCACCUGGUCAGUCUGUCAUAGAACGAGCAGGUGUUCCUAAUGUUUUGUACACUCAGUGUAUAUAAAAACAGCCUUUGGAGGUUCAGAGAGGCUUUUGUGUUAUAACUAAAUUAGGUAAGAAGUGUCUCACAUAGCGUUUCUCUAAGGGCUUUAUUCAAUUUGUAUCGCUGACGUGUUACAGAUUGCGCUCAAAUUUUAAAGCUAAUUUCCUAUUGAGCUGACAUCUGCAGCGUUUACCAUGAAUGCAGUCUCCACUAACGUGGGAACAUUGCCUUUAAAUUUGAAUCAUGCUGUAACGAUGAACUUCCGCGAUACGGAUUGAAUAGAGCCCUAAGUUAUGUAGAGCUUUUUGAAAGCUGAAUGGUGUGGUGUUCCUUUACAAGACUAAAAGGCUGAGACACUUUACUGUGCUUACUAUGAUGGCAUCGUCUUUAUCAAUCAUGCUGCAUUGAUCUCUGAUUGAUUGGUUAGAAAUACAUCCUAUAUUUUAAUGUCACCCAUUCAUUUCACUGGCAUGGCAAGUACUGUACACAUUCACCAUCUCCUCUGCACCUGAUAUCUAUGGAAACUUGACAUGUUUUUUCUGUAUUUUAACUGUGAUGGUUUCGUUCUUUACUUGUAUAUUGUUUCACCUUUAUCACAGCAUAGGUAUUUGAAUUUUGUUUAAGAUAUACUACUGUCACUGAAUUAUCAUUUGUAUAAAAGUAUUGCUCUA